Messenger RNA from Grammomys surdaster, 1381 nucleotides. RefSeq names its product family with sequence similarity 3 member B (gene Fam3b). Bases 518 to 1225 code for a protein of 235 amino acids. The transcript has 8 exons. Lineage: Eukaryota; Metazoa; Chordata; Mammalia; Rodentia; Muridae. The record is from RefSeq and is a predicted model, not a curated record.
CAAGGGGGCAGUGUGACUACUUUGGACACAAUAUAGAGCCUUAACAUUUGGAGUAGGGGCUGUAUUCUAGGAUUUUGUGUUCACAAGGCUUGAGCCAAUCUAUACUUUACAGCCAUUUCUUGUGAAGUUAAGGUCAGGAAUGGUAUGGUUUAGGGGCACCUGUCUUCCCUUAGCUGUAAACUCUGGUGUGCUCUCUCUGAUUUCAUUAGCUCUGGCCUCUGGUCAUCUGUAAUCCCAGGUGAACAGGACAAAAAGUGGUUCCUGCUUCUCAGGUGACCCUGGAGCUCCAGGGUGCUAUCAGCUGUGCAGCCCCACCCAUACCUGUUAGCCUACCAGCUGCUUCUUGAACCUUCCUGGUUUAUGGGUCCUCCCAUUUGCUGGAAAUUGGUCCGCCCUUUGUCUGCCUGCCCCAAGGGCAGUCCUGUUCUUCGUGCAGCUCUGGCAGAGAAGGCCAGCUUUCACGGGUCCCUGGGAAUUGCAGCCAAGACCUGGGUAGGAAGAGAGCAGUUUCUGGAAGAUGCGUCCAGUUGUUGCAGGCAUCUUCAAGACACUACUGUUUAUUUUCUCCUCCCUGUGCGCCUGGUAUUCUGGGUACCUGCUUGCGGAGCUCAUUCCUGACGUGCCCCUGUCCAACACUCUCUACAAGAUCCGAAGCGUUGGAGAGAGACCUCUUCUCAAAGCCCCUGCCCCUAAAAGACAAAAAUGUGACCACUGGUCCCCAUGUCCUCCUGACACUUAUGCCUACCGGCUGCUCAGUGGUGGUGGCCGAGACAAGUAUGCCAAGAUCUGCUUUGAGGACGAACUGCUAUUAGGAGAGAAGAUGGGGAAUGUGGCAAGAGGGAUAAACAUUGCUGUCGUCGACUAUGAGACAGGAAAAGUGAUAGCAACAAAGUACUUUGACAUGUAUGAAGGUGAUAACUCCGGGCCAAUGGCCGAGUUCAUUCAGAGCACCCCUUCAAAGUCCCUGCUGUUCAUGGUGACACACGAUGAUGGGAGCUACAAGCUGCAGGCUCAAGCAAAGGAUGCCAUAGAAGCCCUUGGAAGCAAAGAAAUCAAGAACAUGAAGUUCAGAUCAAGCUGGGUGUUUGUUGCAGCAAAGGGCUUUGAGCUCCCUUCAGAAAUCGAGAGAGAAAAAAUCAACCACUCGGAUCAAUCCAAGAACAGAUACUCGGGCUGGCCAGCAGAGAUCCAGAUCGAGGGAUGUAUACCCAAAUGGCUGAGAUAACAGUGCUUGGAUGGACCUCAAUAAACGUGUUUUGUACAGAUACACUCAGCUGGAAUGUCACAGGAGUCUGAUCCCUUGAAGUCCAGCUGUGAAGGAAAGUGUUGAUGUGGAUUUGCGGUUUGUUGUGAACCAAUAAGACACCGUUAGUUACACUGA